AUGAGUACGACGAACGAACGAUGUACGAAAUGUCAUGGUGAUCAUGAGACAGGUAGCAUUUACUGUCCCAAAUUUAACGAAAAGAGAAUAGCAGAUUCUACCAAAGUAUCAUCGGCUAAAUCAUCGGAUAACAGUUACACCGUGCAAAUAGUUUCCAUAGGUAUUCGGCCUGACAAUUUCUACGAGGCCAAAAUGUUACUAGCACCGGAAAUCGAUAUGUCGUCUACGAAAAUAACUGUUAAGGGCAAUAAUCUUCGUGUAAGCGUUCAACGACAUCUAAGUAAAGAGUUUUCGGAUAUGAUACAAAAAUUGCCAUGUAACGAUUUGACGAAACAAAUCCUUAAACAUCGAGAAAAUUUACUUAUACCGGAGUCCAUUGACAGCGAUGAAGUUCGUGCUGUAGUUGACAAUAAACAUAGAAUGCUAAUCCUAACUGCACCUACUAUUAAACCGAGUAAACGAUUAAAAAUGUGAUCAAUUGUAACAAAUCGUCGUCAAUGAUACGUGAUAUCUACAAAUUUGUUCUCUAGUUUCUUUUUUUAUUAUGAACUUCAUAAACAGCUAAUCUCGAAACAAAAGAAUUUAUCUAAUCGAUAAUCUAUUUCUAACAUUACCUACAAAUGCCAGAUCAAGUUCUAUAACUUAAUGCCUUCAAUUCUUGUAAUAAUUCUUCCUUAUUGAUUAUGGAAAAUUUGCCACAGCAUUGUUUGGACAACGCCAUAUUGUUAAGACCAUACGAUUAUAUAGAUCUCAAAAUGAUAUCGAGCGGAUUCAAAACACGAUUGAAAUUGAGUCAAAUCCCGGAUUUUUAUACGAUAAAUAACAAAGAAUAUUUUGCUGUAAGUAAUUUCACUUGGUUUCGAUGCUUUAUAAAUUAUCUUGAGUAUGCGAUAUCUUUUGUAUUCUUGUCACGUGUUAUCUGUAUAUUAAAAAAAAAAAAUAAUAAAUAAAUAAAUAAAUAAAUAAAAAUAAA
Vespula pensylvanica (western yellowjacket) is the source of this 973-nucleotide messenger RNA. RefSeq lists its product as uncharacterized. The coding region runs from base 1 to 474 and encodes 157 amino acids. Lineage: Eukaryota; Metazoa; Arthropoda; Insecta; Hymenoptera; Vespidae. The record is from RefSeq and is a predicted model, not a curated record. The transcript is spliced from 3 exons.